This is a messenger RNA of Procambarus clarkii (red swamp crayfish), 2022 nucleotides long. The record is from RefSeq and is a predicted model, not a curated record. Lineage: Eukaryota; Metazoa; Arthropoda; Malacostraca; Decapoda; Cambaridae.
AUGUGGGAGCGUCCUAACCCUGCCCAUUGUUGUGGGAGCGUCCCUACCCCCGCCCCUUGUUAUGGGAGCGUCUUUUUCACGCCCAUUGUUGUGGGAGCGUCUCCAAACCCGCCCAUUGUGGUGGGAGCGUCCCUAAGCCCGCCCAUUGUUAUACGUUGUGGCAACCUAGAAUUGUUUCCUGGGAGGGCAGCUCCCAGCAGCGAGACACAGAGGGCAGCUCCCAGCAGCGAGUCACAGAGGGCAACUCCCAGCAGCGAGACAGCAGCGAGAGGGCAGCUCCCCACACAGAGGGCAGCUCCCAGCACACAGAGGGCAGCUCCCAGCAGCGAGACACAGAGGGCAGCUCCCAGCAGCGAGACACAGAGGGCAGCUCCCAGCAGCGAGACACAGAGGGCAGCUCCCAGCAGCGAGACACAGAGGGCAGCUCCCAGCAGCGAGACACAGAGGGCAGCUCCCAGCAGCGAGACACAGAGGGCAGCUCCCAGCAGCGAGACACAGAGGGCAGCUCCCAGCAGCGAGACAGAGGGCAGAGGGCAGAGGGCAGCUCCCAGCAGCGAGACACAGAGGGCAGCUCCCAGCAGCGAGACACAGAGGGCAGCUCCCAGCAGCGAGACACAGAGGGCAGCUCCCAGCAGCGAGACACAGAGGGCAGCUCCCAGCAGCGAGACACAGAGAGCAGCUCCCAGCAGCGAGACACAGAGGGCAGCUCCCAGCAGCGAGACACAGAGGGCAGCUCCCAGCAGCGAGACACAGAGGGCAGCUCCCAGCAGCGAGACACAGAGGGCAGCUCCAGCAGCGAGAGCAGAGGGCAGCUCCCAGCAGCGAGAGGGCAGCUCCCAGCAGCGAGACGCAGAGGGCAGCUCCCAGCAGCGAGACACAGAGAGCAGCUCCCAGCAGCGAGACACAGAGGGCAGCUCCCAGCAGCGAGACACAGAGGGCAGCUCCCAGCAGCGAGACACAGAGGGCAGCUCCCAGCAGCGAGACACAGAGGGCAGCUCCCAGCAGCGAGACACAGAGGGCAGCUCCCAGCAGCGAGACACAGAGGGCAGCUCCCAGCAGCGAGACACAGAGGGCAGCUCCCAGCAGCGAGACGCAGAGGGCAGCUCCCAGCAGCGAGACACAGAGGGCAGCUCCCAGCAGCGAGACACAGAGGGCAGCUCCCAGCAGCGAGACACAGAGGGCAGCUCCCAGCAGCGAGACACAGAGGGCAGCUCCCAGCAGCGAGACACAGAGGGCAGCUCCCAGCAGCGAGACACAGAGGGCAGCUCCCAGCAGCGAGACACAGAGGGCAGCUCCCAGCAGCGAGACACAGAGGGCAGCUCCCAGCAGCGAGACACAGAGGGCAGCUCCCAGCAGCGAGACACAGAGGGCAGCUCCCAGCAGCGAGACACAGAGGGCAGCUCCCAGCAGCGAGACACAGAGGGCAGCUCCCAGCAGCGAGACACAGAGGGCAGCUCCCAGCAGCGAGACACAGAGGGCAGCUCCCAGCAGCGAGACACAGAGGGCAGCUCCCAGCAGCGAGACGCAGAGGGCAGCUCCCAGCAGCGAGACACAGAGGGCAGCUCCCAGCAGCGAGACACAGAGGGCAGCUCCCAGCAGCGAGACGCAGAGGGCAGCUCCCAGCAGUGUAAUGCAAAGGGGCAUCUCCCAGCAGUGUGGUGCAGAGGGCAGUUACCAGCGGCGAGGAGGAGAGACAGCUGGCGCCAGGUUCUCCCAGAAUUGUCAACAAGGGUCUUCUGCAACCCAGCUGCAGCCCUGCUAAUAGACUGCUACACUAUGAAGUUCUCCUCAAACACCAACUCUACCACUGAUCCCUCAGAAGCACGUGAAACUUCACUGCUCCUCUUCACAGAGUGUGGUCCACCUAUCACUAUUUGGCUCUGCUCUUCCACAGAGUUCAGCAUUCACUUCUACAGCCCUGAAGUUCCACCCAAUAACUUCUCUGGCCUCGAAGUUCCAUCAACUUCUACAAAAAAAACUGCAAUUUCCAUUGCCAUGCCAAUAAAAAUGUUUUCCUACUAA